AUGGGUGCUUGUUUCAGCAAGAACACCAAAACCACUGCUCUUAAGCCUGCUUCCCCGCAAUCCGACCUCAAAUCGAGCCCUCAACAACUACAGAACACGAAGAAUGAUCAACAGGUUUUCAAGAAGGAGAUUUUCGUCAUCAAACACCGAAUCAGCCAUGAACUCAAAAGACACGAAGAUGAAGACGACCCCAAUGCGUUAAACCCUAGUUCUACCGCUGGCGACGUUCAAUCUCGGAGUUCCGGAGGAGCUAGGACGAGAACCUCUAGUUGUACCAAGGAAGAAGUGGAUGCGAUUCUGAUACAAUGUGGCAGGCUUAGCCGGAGUAAUUCCUCCGGAUCUCAAAACCCUAAUCGCAGAAGAAGAUACUCUCGUUCCAAGAAGAGCUUUGAUUCCGAUUUGGACACCAGUUUGAAGAAUGAAGAUGGUGAUGAUGAUAAGACUGAAAACGAUGAGGCACUGCACAACCACCACCACCGGCACAGGGAGGAGGUUAGGGUUUCGUCUCCUUCUAGAAUGCGACGCCACAGGUCUUGCAGUAAAGAAAGAAGAAUAAGUAUAUCCCCUAGUAGGAGGUCUGAGUCACCUUUUCGUAGUCUAAACACCGGGGCGACCGACGUCGGCAGUAGCAAUAGGCCGGCGAAGAUGGUUUCAGUUCCGGCAACUAACAAGAGCAACAAUGGUGGUGCCGAACAACCAAAUACCAGUACAGUGAAGAGGAUUCACGUGAAGCGAAAUGUAUCUCCGGCGAGAACACACCUUCAGGUUCUCACCGACAACACAAGCCAAGAACAAAUCGACAGAGGGGAGACUGAUCCUUUGCGUCAUAGAAGGAAAUCGUUAGCAGAGAUUGACAACAACGCCGGUAGAACUCCACAGUCCAGCAACCCAAAAAUGGCGGCGAUGGUUCCUCCAAGAACCCGAAGGUUAUCUCGUGAUCUAGACAUGAAUACAGAAACGAUAUCUGACCCUACUCCACCAUCUUACGCUAGUUUGCUACUUGAGGAUAUCCACAACUUCCACCAAAAGAACAAUAAUAGUGGCGGUGCCGCCACAGCACAACCAGCUUUUGAACUUCCGGCGUGUGUUACAAAAGCUUGCUCAAUCAUGGACGCAGUUGCUGACCUUAAUUCCAAUAACUUUGCUGGUUUCCGGGAAUCAAAUUCAGGUGAACCCAUAACACGAGAGCAGAAAUUGAGCCAAUUGGGGGGAUUUCAGAGAGAAUUACGUGAUUAUUAUCCAAAGAAGGGAAUUGGGCGUGGUUCUCGAAGUGCUUACUCCAUUGCUGAUGGCAAAAUGGUUGCUUUAACUUAA
Molecule: messenger RNA, 1314 nt
Organism: Lactuca virosa
Lineage: Eukaryota; Viridiplantae; Streptophyta; Magnoliopsida; Asterales; Asteraceae
Source: the annotation of a GenBank genome assembly